Messenger RNA from Puntigrus tetrazona (Sumatra barb), 3422 nucleotides. RefSeq names its product tetratricopeptide repeat domain 13 (gene ttc13). The record is from RefSeq and is a predicted model, not a curated record. Bases 23 to 2503 code for a protein of 826 amino acids. The transcript has 23 exons. Gene Ontology annotation, molecular function: protein binding. Lineage: Eukaryota; Metazoa; Chordata; Actinopteri; Cypriniformes; Cyprinidae.
UGCUCAUAACAUUACUCACAACAUGGCACCUGCUGGCGGGGGUGUUGUGCUGGUGGCUCUGUCGCUACUGUACUUAUGUGGAGCUAUUUUAUCCAGCGAGUAUUUCUCCACCUUGACUUUAUUCAACAGCGACCUUCACAAGCACGGCUGCAGCUCUCCGGCCGAGUGGGAGGAGUAUGCGGCGGACUGCGAGUCGGCAAUCCUGCAGCUGGAGGAUCCGGACUGUGAGGAGGGGAGCAACCCGCCCUGCGAGUCCAUCUUUUCACUCAAUGCAGAGAAAAUCCUCAAUCAGGCGAAGUUGUUUGUCGAACAGCGUCGGUUUCCUUUCGCUGUGGAAAACCAAAACACCAAUGAAGAACUCGCCAUUGGCUAUGUUCUGAUUGGGAACGGCCUGUACGAUGAAGCUAUCAAGCACUUCUCGUUACUGCUGCAGGGAGAUCCUGAGCUGGUCAGUGCCAUCUAUGGACGGGGAAUAGCUUACGGCAAAAAGAGUCUGCAGGACAUAAAGAACGCAGACUUGGCUCUCUAUGAGCUGAGCAGAGUGAUCGCCCUGGAGCCCAGCAGACCUGAAGUGUAUGAGCAGAGGGCAGAGAUUCUGUCUCCUCUGGGCCGCAUCAGUGAAGCUCUGUCUGAUCUGACCAAAGCCAUACAGCUGCAGCCUUCAGCCCGGCUCUACAGACACAGAGGAACGCUGCUCUUCAUAUCAGAGGAUUAUAUGGCAGCCAUGGAGGAUUUCCAGCAGUCUCUAGAGCUGAAGAAGAACCAGCCCAUCGCUAUGCUCUAUAAAGGCCUGACUUUCUUCCACAGGGGCCUCCUUAAGGAGGCUAUAGAGGUGUUUAAAGAAGCUCUCAAACUGAAGUCAGACUUCAUAGAUGCGUAUAAAAGCUUGGGUCAGGCUUACAGGGAGUUGGGUGAUUUUGAGAAUGCUAUGGAGAGCUUCCAGAAAGCUCUGUUACUGGAUCAAAACCACAUCCAGUCUCUCCAGCUCAGAGGAAUGAUGCUGUACCAUCAUGGCAGCCUGCAGGAGGCCAUCGGCAACUUUAAGAGAUGUCUGCAGCUGGAGCCCUAUAAUGAAGUGUGUCAGUACAUGAAGGGUCUCAGUCACGUGGCCAUGGGCCAGUUCUACGAGGGCAUCAAAGCUCAGACUAAAGUCAUGCUCAACGACCCUCUCUUGGGACAGAAAGCCAGCUCUGAGUAUCUCAAAGUCAAAUAUCUCAGAGAAUACUCCCGUUAUUUACACUCUCAUCUGGAUGUACCGGUUGCGGAGUAUAACGUUGAUCAGGAUUUGCCUGGAAACUUUAAAAACCACUGGGCAAAAAAUCUCCCCUUCCUCAUCGAGGACUAUGAAGAACAGCCUGGACUUCAGCCUCAUAUUAAAGAUGUUCUACCUCAGAACUUUGACAGUUACUCUGCUGAAGUUCAGAAGCUGAUCUGUACGGCGGAUCACAUCGGUGCACUGAUGCAGUACGACACGUCAGGCUUCUUAUCAAACCUCAGAAUACACAGAGCGAUGGGCUUGGCCACCAUAGAGGUGAUGCAGGCCAUGCAGCGCACCUGGAGUAACUCGAAGGUUCGAGUCAACGGAAAGACCAGACAGCUGCAGUGGAGAGACAUGUUUGACAUCGCAGUGAAAUGGAGAAGGAUUGCAGAUCCAGACCAGCCUGUGCUGUGGUUGGAUCAGAUGCCUGCCAGGAGUCUUAGCAGAGGAUUUAACAACCACAUUAACCUCAUCAGAGGCCAGAUUAUUAAUAUCAGAUAUCUGGAGUAUUUCAGUAGUAUUCUUAGUUUUGUAAAGGAAAGAAUACUGGUUUAUCAUGGGGCGUAUAACCCUCGGGGGCUUCAGGAAGUAAAGCAGGCUCUGGAAAAUGUGAAUAAAGUGGAGGAUCUGCUGCCCAUCAUGAAGCAGUUCAACAGUAAAACCAGAGACGGCUUCACGGUCAACUCUAAAGUGCCCAGUAUGAAGGAUCCUGGGAAAGAAUACGACGGGUUCACCAUCACCAUCACCGGAGAUCGAGUGGGGAACAUGCUGUUUUCGGUGGAGACUCAGACCACAGAUGAGAGGACGCAGCAGUAUCAGUCAGAAAUUGAAGCGCUCUAUAAAGAUCUCACGGCCAAAGGCAAAACCCUGAUGCUCUCCACUGAACUCGGGGACGCAGAUGCUGUGUGUAAUUUAAUUCUCUCUCUGGUGUAUUACUUCUGUAACCUCAUGCCACUGUCUAGAGGCUCCAGCGUCGUGGCAUACUCCGUGGUCAUGGGAGCUCUGAUGGCCAGCGGGAAAGAGGUGCUGGGCCGGAUCCCGUCUGGAAAGCUGUUCGAUUUCGAAGCCAUGACUACAGCGAGCCCCGAUCGCUUCAGUAAGACCGUCAAGAGUUGGAUGAGCUUAAAGAGUUUGCCGAGCUGGUACCAAAACCUCCCGUCGGUUUCAGAGACGUUCCAGUUAACGAGGACCAUGAUUGAAGUUCUAAACACAGACUCGUCUUCGCACUGUCCCAAGAAAUCCUGAACUUGAAACACCACGGAUAUAUUUAAAACACAAAGGGCCAUCUCUACUCAGGGCAUCUUUGCUCACAGUCUUUACUUUUACAUGGUUUUUACGUAUCGAACAUCAGAACAAGUUCUCUUUGAUUUUAGCUUUUGCUUUCCACAAAUAUGGGGAAGAGAGUCGACUCUUUAUUAAAAUUUUAAAUUAGAAUUUGGGGUUGCCCUUUAUCAACCAAAGUUCAGCAAUUGCAAGCAUAAUCUGAGUUGGAAAGACAGCAGGACAUGUAGCAGAAUAUAAUUGAAUAAUAUUAUUUGUUCGUUGCGUUUCAUUGAUUCUUUCGCUGUUUUUAAUUAAAUUGCUGACUUGUUGCAGAGAUGUCCUUUGAAGAGUUUAUUAAGCAAUAUUCUGCAGCUCUGAGUUCCUUUCUGAAUACUUGAACACAGUAGGGAAAUACGUUUGGAAAUGUUUUUGGUUUUUUUGAAAGACAGAAGUUGGUAAUAUUGCCAUGUUCAUUGUCCACACUGGCUUCUUUAUCACUUUUGUUGUCUCUAUUUAAUGGCUCAGCUGAAUAAUGUGCGAUUAGAUUCUGGAGAUGUUCACGUGACCUUAAACACUGGGAACAGUUGCGCCUCAAUCUAUAGUGACUCGAAUCAAGAAAAAGUCAUAUUUUUCGUUAAUCUUAUACAUCUUUGAUUUUAUUUUAUGUUCUCAAGGGACCAUUUUAAGUAGAAUUUCAGUUUUCUUCUUCCUGUUGGUGCUUUUUGGCAAAGACUUAUUUCCUUUAUUUUCCCAUAAAAAAGUAUGAAAAACAGUGGGGGUGUUUUUCCAUGAAGGGAAAAUAAAGGAGGGUUCUUUAACGCACAAAAAAAAACUUGAAAGUGGAAAAUCUGUGACUUAAUUUGCUGGAACAGCCACAGUCAAUAAAAGCAGUUGAAUGAAA